Molecule: messenger RNA, 1794 nt
Organism: Kwoniella botswanensis
Lineage: Eukaryota; Fungi; Basidiomycota; Tremellomycetes; Tremellales; Cryptococcaceae
Exons: 7
Coding region: 1-1794 (597 amino acids)
Biological process (GO): transmembrane transport
Cellular component (GO): membrane
Molecular function (GO): transmembrane transporter activity
Source: RefSeq, a predicted model, not a curated record
AUGACCGAUAAUCUCGGAUCUCAACAAAACACGACCAUCGCCGGUCCAUCGAUAUCUGUACCCACUGAAGAACUCGAGAAAGAUGGAAAGCACUCGUCAAGUCCCGUAUCAGAGAUGCAUCAACUCCCCAACUUGCCUCAACAGGGCAUCUCCGAAUUACCUAACAGAACUACAUCUCCUCGGAAUCCUGACGAUGUCGACCUCUCUCAGACUUUGUCGCGGGUAGCUAUCGACGACUCUGACCUUCCACCACCAAGUGCUCAGCCACUAUCUCCCGCCAGACUCUUCCUCGUAGCUGCAACAGUGACAUUCACCAUGUGCAUGUCAGCAGCUGGAUCUCAAGCUCUCAAUAUCGGAUUACCCACUAUUCAGACUGACUUGCAUAUGAUCGAUUCGGAUUUGCAGUGGAUCGCAUCUGCCUAUUCGCUCACCAACGGAUGUUUCUUGUUGCUGAGUGGACGAUUGGCAGAUGUACACGGUAGAAAGCUUGUGUUCGUCACUGGAGUACUGUGGUUUGCGCUCUGGACGAUGAUUGGGGGAUUCAUGAAGAAUGGCGCGGGAUUGGUGGUCACGAGGGCUCUGGCAGGUUGUGGAGCCGCUAUGAGCACACCGAGUGCGGUUGGCAUCAUCGCUGAGAAUUUUACUGGCAAAGCCAGAUCAACCGCUUUUGCCUGUUUCUCUGCUGGAGCACCUGUCGGAGGAGCAAUAGGAUUGAUCGUCGGUGGUUUAUUUGUAUCUUACGUCAAAGAUACCUGGAGAGGCGCUCUCUUCUUACUUGCCGGUCUGGCAUUUUUCAUCUCCGCCGUAGCAUUAUUCACCAUACCCUCCGACGUACCUCAUUCGGAUGAUAAGCGGAUAGAUUGGAUUGGUGCAGCUCUAGUAACAGUCGGUUUGAUCCUGUUGCAAUUUACUAUUAGUGCAGGACAAACUGCUCCGCAUGGCUGGAAGACUGGGUACAUCAUUGCUCUACUUAUCAUUGGGUUCCUUCUGGUUGUCACUUUCUUCCUAUGGGAAAAAUACAUCAUAAAUCAAACGUCCAGACCACCUCUUAUGAGAUUGCAGUUAUGGACAAGGGCAAAAGGUAGGUUGGCUGCGGUAUACUUUAUAGGUUUCGUAGCUUGGAUGGGAUUCACUUCGUUAUUCUAUCACGCCACUUUGUACUACCAGCAAGUCCAAGAGACAGGUCCUAUAGGAGCUAUGCUUCGAUUCUUGCCUACAUCCGUUUCUGGUAUACUAUGUAAUGUGAUAGUAGCUUUCCUGAUCAGUGUGGUACCUACACAAUGGUUGGUCUGUGUCGGACUGAUAGCUACGGGUUUGGGUAAUGUUUGCUUCGCUUUAUCAUGGGAGAACACGAAUUACUGGAGAUUACCAUUCAACGGGAUGUGGUUAUCCGUCAUGGGAGCUGAUUUCUUGAUGGCAACCGGUCUAAUCUUCGUAGCCGCCCUCUCCCUACCUGACGAACACUCAGUAGCUGGAGCGUUGUUCCAAACGUUGAUCCAACUUGGCGGAUCGUUUGGUUUGGCAGUUACAACAGUGAUAUCAGAUGUUCAAUUUGACCAAGCAUACAACACAGGGGAAAAAUCAUACAAGGAAUCUUUACUGGAAGGAUACCAUGCUGCGUUUUGGUUAGGAGCAGCUACCAGCUUUUUGGCGCUGUUCAUUGCUAUCAUUGCUUUAAGGGGGAUGGGUACGAUAGGCAAGGGGGUGAAGAGAAGAAAAGAUAAGGCGGUGGAUGAUCAGAUACCUAUGAAAGGUGCUAAGGGUCAGGAGCAAGGAGUGGAGAACAAGGUCUGA